AUGGGGAACAAGCCAUCCAGUUCGGCGGGUUCUGAAGACCGACUAAAAAAAUUUUACGAUUCACAGUUUGAAGAGCAGUUGGCACUACGGAAUAUAAUUGAAACACAAAAACGCGCUGUUCAGGCAACAGAAAAACGGCAUGCCGCCGUUUGGGAAAGUUUACUGGCAAUCGCUUCUUCGGCAAUUGUAUUAGCAGUUAGCUACAAAAUGAAGCGGCCCGAAUUCGCUCUCCCAAUCGUUCCACUCGUGAUGGCCGCAGGGUUCCACGCGGAUACGGCAUUUGGUGAAGCCCAAACUAUGAUCCAAGAAAAAGCUGAGCAAAUCUACAACAAUGAGCGACAACGAAUAGAAUGGCCGGGCGGUGCGAUCACAUUACGAGAAAUCGACCAAUGUGUGGCAAAGGCAAAUUUA
Messenger RNA from Mesorhabditis spiculigera, 411 nucleotides. NCBI's taxonomy places the organism in Eukaryota, Metazoa, Nematoda, Chromadorea, Rhabditida, Rhabditidae. The record is from the annotation of a GenBank genome assembly.